CAGAAACAAAGGAUUGCUCACAAGGUGUUGAUAAAAUACUGAAUGACAUCUUUUCCGUAGACAGACUUUUAUAUAAGCAAAGAAGAACAGGUACUGACUCUACACAUCAAACGCAGUUACCAUUCUGAUCAUGACACAGCAAGAAUGUAACAUCGAUAAGAUUAUCAAAUUCCUAUCUGAGUUACAGACUCAGCUAAGUGAUAUACCUCCUGCACCCAAGAAAGCUACUAGUAACAAAAAUGAACAACUAAGCGAAAUAAGUGAGGAUAAGAGACAAUCUUGGUGGGUUCGGGUCAGAGAAAGAGUUAAAAAAAUUGGUAAGAUGAAGAAAGAGGCUUCAAACCAUGCAAGCGACAGUGGAGGCAGUCAAGGUGGAAGCAGAAGAAUGAUGCGAAACAUUGAUGAAGAUCAAGAAGAUGCAGACCUCGCUAUCCGGAAACUGCAGAGUGACAUUCUUCAGAUGAUAACAGCAUUUAGGAACUUGACUGAGUUUCAAACCAAUAUGAGCAAGUCGUUGGAGCUUGAUCUUCGUUCAGCUAAGUUAAGAGCAAUACUACAGAAGACGGAUUCAAUCAGGUCCCGCUCUCACGAUCUCAAAGAAAUCAGAAGAAAAGUCUUCACACUCAAGUGUCAGAUCCCAUCAUUGCUCCACAAACAAUCAUCCAGAGGGACAAGCAUCACAGAUUCUCAAACCGCUGAGGAAAAUGAUGAGAUCAAUGAGACCGGGAAUGACAUAUACUUGCCUGGCCUCCACAUUGCUGAAGAAGAUUUCAAAUGUUCUUCAGCUUUUGAAGAAGUUGUGGAGAAAUUUGAAGGACUUGACUUCCCUCAGAAGCUCUGCUUGCUGUCCUUCGCCGUGUUCCCUGAAGACAAAGAGGUUGAAAGGACAAUGUUGAUGUAUUGGUGGAUCGGAGAAGGUUUCAUCAACUGUGAUGAUUUUGAAAACUCAGUAACCAGAGUUCUUGAUGAAUUCUCAAGAAAAAGAUUAGUUGAGCCGGUCCAAGACGAGAGGAAACUAAUACCACGUAGUUAUAGGAUGGAGCCUCAUGUGCAUUCUGCAGUUAUAUACUUAGCCAAAUCUGUACAUCUAUUUGAACUCUACAGCCACAAAGGGAAGCUUGUCAUGGAAAAAUCAUUAAAAGAAAAGGUCUGCCUAGUAAAAGGUUCCUCGUUGCUAAGAGAGGCAAAAGCAUCUGCAAUGAAACCACAAAACCUGAAGACAGUUUUCAAUUCAUCUGAACGGUACCCUGAUUUCACAUUCAAGUGGUUUCCCUUAAUGAAUUCACUUAGAGUGCUUUAUUUAGGAAGAUGGGAGAGGACAGCUAAACGCCACAUUGAAGUUGAGAGCACAGAGUUUCUUAAAAAGAACAUGAAGUAUCUCAAGAAUCUGAGGCUUGCAAGUUUUCAAGGAAUCUCGAGAAUAGAAAAGCUCGAAAAUUCGAUUUGUGCACUCCCCGAGUUAGUGAUAUUGGAUCUUAAAGCAUGCUACAAUCUUGAGGUUCUUCCUAGCGAUAUAGGCUUAUUUGAGAAACUGAUUUACUUGGAUGUAUCAGAGUGUUAUAUGCUAGACCGCAUGCCUAAGGGGAUUGCAAAGCUCUCAAGAUUACAAGUUUUGAAAGGAUUUGUGAUUAGUGAGUCGGAUCAUGAAAAUGAUUGUGCAGUUAAACACCUGCUGAAUCUGAGGAAGCUAAGCAUAACUGUAAAUAAAAAUUCUUUCACGGUGGAAAGUUUGAUGGAGUCGUUGACAGGCCUCAAGCAACUUGAGAGUCUGAAAAUUUCGUGGGGAUUUAGAUUUCGUCAAGAUGGCCAAGAAGGAGAAAAGAGUGAAGAAGAAAGUAAUGAAGCAGAUGAGAAGGAGAAGCAAGGAGUUCUUGAAACAGAGAAGAAACUCAAAGACAUGAUGGAACAAGACCAAGUGCAGGAAGAAGAGAUAGAAGAAACGGGUAAGCGAGAAGAUGAAGUUAGUAGUAAGAAAGGAAGUGACAAAAAUGAAGAGGCUGAUCUAGAAGAAGGGAAGAAGCAUGAUAUGGCAAAAAAAGCAGAGAGUUUAAAAUCUGAUAAGGUUGUCGAGGAAGAGAUGAAGACAAGUCCUUCCCAAGAGGCAACAGAGACGAUCCAGAAGAAGCCAGAUGAUGAAAGCAAAGUGGAAAAGGAAAAAGAUGGAGACAAAGGGAAGGCUGAUCUAGAUGAAGGAAAGAAACGAGAUGAGGUAGAAGCAACUAAAUCUAAAUCAGACAAAGUUGUUGAGGGAGAUGAGAAGACAAGUCCACCAAAAGAAUCCAAAGAGAUGAUCCAGAACAAGACAGAUGAUGAAACCAAAGUGGGAAAGGAAGGAGAUGGAGACAAAGGGAAGGCUGAUUCAAAAGAAAAAACGAAGCAUGAUGAGGUAGAAGCAGAGAGUUCAAAACCAAACAAUGGUGUUGAAGGAGUUAAUAAGCCCAGUCCUUCCCAGGAUGAUCACAAUGAAAACAGUAAAGUUCAGGAGAAAAGAGAUGGAAACAAAGGGAACACUGAUCUAGAUGAAGGUAAGAUGACAAAUGAGGUAAAAGCAGAGAGCUCAAAACCAAAUGAGAAGAAAAAUCCACCACAAGAAUCAAAAGACACAAUCCAGAGCAAAGCAGAUGAUCACAGAGAAAUUAGCAAAGUGCAGGAAAAAAGAAAGGGAGCAAAGAACGGAGAUGAUUUAAAGAAACUUGAUGAUGGAGAAGCAAAGACUAAGAAGUCACAAAAAACUAUUAAGUUUGGUAAGAAGCCAGAUGAUCUGAGAAAUGACAACGCAAUGGGGGUAGAGGUUCAUGAAACAGCAUCACCAUCCAGGAAAUCAACAUCAAGUACAGCAAAACUGUUCAAGGCAUUUGGAAACCAAACCAAGAAAUGGGGAGGAGGAUGGCAAGAGAAUGAAGCAAUAGAUGAUACCUCUAAACUUCCUUCUAGUUUGAAGAAGUUGGAGCUAGAAUGUUUCCCUGAAAAAGACCCUCCAAGUUGGUUAAAUCCCAAAAACCUUGACAAACUUGCAAAGCUCUCCAUCAAAGGAGGAAAACUUAGCCGAAUCAGUGAUGAACUUCUUCCAACUACAGAAAACCAAUGGCCCGUUCAGAUCUUGCGUCUGAAGUAUCUGCAUGAAUUCAAGGUUGAGUGGAAAGAUCUGCAAGCACUGUUUCCAAAUAUGACACUGCUGGAGAAAUAUAAAUGCCCAAAAAUCGCGUUCUGUCCCACAGAUGGUAAUGGAGUCUGGAGGAAGCAACCUACAUCACCAAAUAUGUGAAGAGAAGCUGCAUAAUGGCAAGAUUCUUUGUAACAUCUGUAGAGAUAAUGUGUCUAUACACCCUGAAUAAAAUACGCAUUCCUGCGUAUUGUAAUUAAAUCUUUAUCGUAAAGCCAUAGAAUCACAAGAUGGUUCAAAUAGAAAUAAAUAUAAAUGUUUGAGAAAAGAAUAAACAAUCAAAACAAGGGUCUUAUUCA
Molecule: messenger RNA, 3462 nt
Organism: Camelina sativa (false flax)
Lineage: Eukaryota; Viridiplantae; Streptophyta; Magnoliopsida; Brassicales; Brassicaceae
Biological process (GO): defense response to other organism
Source: RefSeq, a predicted model, not a curated record